ACCCAAUCUCUUAAUCCAGCUCGUUAAAAGCUCCAGACUUGUCACUUGGGUCGCCGUCAGAUUUUGUGAUAUAUCAUGGAGUUUUGUCAACCAAACGCAACCGCAACAGCAUUGAGCGACCCACUUAACUGGAAUGUAGCAGCAGAGGCUUUAAAAGGGAGCCACCUGGAGGAGGUGAAGAAGAUGGUGAAGGAUUAUAGGAAAGAAACGGUGCAGCUCGGCGGAGAGACGCUGACCAUCGGUCAGGUUGCGGGGGUGGCGAGUGGAGGAACGACAGUGGAGCUUUCUGAGGAGGCUCGUGCCGGUGUAAAGGCGAGUAGUGAGUGGGUGAUGGAGAGCAUGAAUCGUGGUACCGACACUUAUGGUAUCACCACUGGAUUUGGUUCAUCUUCUCGUAGGAGAACUGACCAAGCUUUAACGUCUAAGAAAAUGAAAAAAGGAGUGCACAUGUACUUGAACGCCGGGAUAUUCGCUACCGGCGACGGAGAUGACGACACGUCAAAUACGCUUCCCCGGCCGGCUACAAGAGCGGCGAUGCUCAUCCGCCUAAACACCCUCCUCCAAGGCUACUCUGGUAUACGCUUUGAGAUCCUCGAAGCCAUCACAAAAUUCCUCAACCGGAAAAUCACACCGCUCCUCCCUCUCCGAGUAUCAUCCUUUUUCGAACUCCGGCCCAAGGAGGGGCUUGCGCUCGUGAAUGGGACUGCGGUGGGAUCUGCUUUAGCCUCCACCGUACUGUAUGAUGCCAACAUUUUGGCGGUUUUUUCGGAGGUUGCUUCGGCCAUGUUUGCUGAGGUUAUGCAGGGGAAACCGGAGUUUACGGAUCAUCUUACGCAUAAACUCAAGCACCAUCCUGGUCAGAUAGAAGCCGCCGCAAUCAUGGAGCAUAUCUUAGACGGAAGCUCCUAUGUCAAAGAAGCUCAACAUCUCCACAAAAUUGAUCCGCUUCAGAAACCUAAACAAGAUCGUUACGCUCUGCGAACGUCGCCGCAAUGGCUCGGACCACAGAUUGAGGUGAUAAGAGCAGCGACAAAGAUGAUCGAACGUGAGAUAAACUCGGUAAACGAUAACCCUUUGAUCGAUGUUUCAAGGAACAAAGCUAUUCACGGUGGGAAUUUCCAGGGGACACCGAUUGGUGUCGCCAUGGAUAACACUCGUCUAGCACUUGCUUCGGUCGGGAAGCUAAUGUUCGCUCAGUUCACUGAACUCGUAAAUGAUUACUACAACAACGGGUUACCCUCUAAUCUAUCUGGCGGGAGAAACCUUAGUCUUGAUUACGGAUUAAAAGGCGCAGAAGUAGCCAUGGCUUCUUAUUGCUCAGAGCUUCAGUUCUUAGCUAAUCCUGUGACGAACCAUGUCGAAAGCGCUUCCCAACACAAUCAAGAUGUUAACUCUCUUGGGCUGAUCUCGAGCCGAAAGACAGCAGAAGCUGUGGUUAUCCUCAAGCUCAUGUCAACAACUUACUUGGUAGCUUUGUGCCAAGCCUUUGAUCUGAGACACCUUGAAGAAAUUCUCAAGAAAGCGGUUAAGGAGGCUGUGAGCCAGACUGCCAAAAGCGUUCUAGCUAUCGAACCAUUCCGCGAACACGACGACAUUCUCCGAGUUGUCAACCGCGAAUACGUCUUCUCCUAUGUUGAUGACCCAACUAGCCUCACUAACCCUCUGAUGCAGAAGCUGAGACACGUCCUCUUCGAUAAAGCUUUAGCUGAACCGGAAGGCGAGACAGACACGGUUUUCCGAAAAAUCGGAGCGUUCGAAGCCGAGCUGAAAUCUCUCCUCCCUAAAGAAGUGGAACGAGUCAGGACAGAAUACGAGAACGGUACAUCUAAUGUGGCUAACCGAAUCAAGAAGUGUCGAUCGUAUCCGCUGUACCGGUUUGUGCGGGACGAACUCGAGACUAGGAUGCUAACCGGAGAGAAUGUCCGGUCACCAGGAGAGGAUUUCGACAAAGUCUUCACGGCGAUCUCUCAAGGAAAACUCAUAGAUCCUCUGUUCGAAUGUCUCAAAGAGUGGAACGGAGCUCCGAUUCCUAUCUGCUAAAAUGUUCACUCAGAUCAAAGUCUUUGCCUUGCCUUUUCAAUAUCCUGCUUCUUUUAUGAUUAUGUCGUGUGGAGAAUAUUUGGUGUGUAUGUUUAGUUUUCAUGACACUGAGUCACUGACUUUGAUCAAAGUCUUGCCUUGCCCUUUUAGUGUCCUGUUUCUUUUAUGAUUAUGUCGUGUGGUUGUGGUCGGUUUUGUAACUGGUAAGUCUUGUUGAA
Arabidopsis arenosa is the source of this 2258-nucleotide messenger RNA. Lineage: Eukaryota; Viridiplantae; Streptophyta; Magnoliopsida; Brassicales; Brassicaceae. The record is from the annotation of a GenBank genome assembly.